This is a messenger RNA of Paramecium tetraurelia, 873 nucleotides long. RefSeq lists its product as uncharacterized. Gene Ontology annotation, biological process: fatty acid metabolic process. NCBI's taxonomy places the organism in Eukaryota, Ciliophora, Oligohymenophorea, Peniculida, Parameciidae. The transcript has 4 exons. The record is from RefSeq and is a predicted model, not a curated record. Gene Ontology annotation, molecular function: NAD+ binding; oxidoreductase activity, acting on the CH-OH group of donors, NAD or NADP as acceptor.
AUGAAAUAAUUUCUUAGAUACAGAUUUUCGACAGUCUUGGGAGUUGUGGGUGCUGGACAAAUGGGGACAGGCAUCGCCAUAGUUGGAAGUGCAGUAGCAGGAUUGAGAGUACGAGUGGUUGAUGUGAAUGAAUAAAGAUUGAAUGCAAGUCACAAUUUUGUGUCGAAAUGGUGCGACAAGGAAAUUCAAAAGAAUAGGAUGACAGAUCAAAUCAAAACAGAUGUUUUGUAGAGAUUCAGUUUUCAUUUGCAAAUGUCUGAUUUGGCAUCUUGUGAUUUUGUUGUUGAAGCAGCUCCUGAGAAAUUCGAAAUGAAGGCAGAAAUUUUCAGAUAGUUAGUCAAAGCAACAAAGCCUGAAACCAUAUUGGCUAGUAACACCUCCUCCAUCUCCAUAACAAAGUUGGCUGGAAUCACAGAUAGGCCUGAUCGUAUUAUUGGAAUGCAUUUCAUGAAUCCAGUGCCAGUCAUGAAAUUGAUCGAGGUCAUCAAGGGACUUUAGACUUCUCAAUAAACAUUGGACACUACCUUAGAGUUGGCAUCUAAAAUGAAGAAGGAAAUAGUGAUUGCCCAAGACAUUCCGGGAUUCAUUGCAAAUAGAAUUCUUAUGCCCUAUAUCAACGAGGCUAUCCAAACCUUACACGAAGGAAUUGGAACCGUGGAGGGAAUUGACAAAGCAAUGAAAUUAGGUACAAACGUCCCUAUGGGCCCGUUAACUUUGGCGGACUUCAUUGGUUUGGACACUUGCCUAGAAAUAAUGAGGGUGUUGCAUCAGGAUCUUGGGGAUUCCAAAUAUAGACCUUGUCCAUUGUUGGUCAAUUAUGUAAAUGCUGGUUGGUUGGGCAAAAAAUCGGGGAGAGGGUUUUAUAAAUAUUGA